Messenger RNA from Prorocentrum cordatum, 1326 nucleotides. The record is from the annotation of a GenBank genome assembly. NCBI's taxonomy places the organism in Eukaryota, Dinophyceae, Prorocentrales, Prorocentraceae.
AUGGGCGAGGAGAAUGUGGUGAUGGCGGACAGGGACCGGGGCGCCAAGCACGCCCACGUGCACCGCGUGCUCCGGAGGAAGAGCCCCUUCGCCGACGCCGAUGCGUUCGACCCAGGCGAGGAGACGAUCUCGUACCUGCACGACACAGCCAAGGUGCUCGUCAUCGGGGCAGGCGGGCUGGGAUGCGAGAUCCUGAAGGACCUGGCCCUAACGGGCUUCACCGACGUCCACGUCGUGGACAUGGACAGGAUUGAUGUCACGAACUUGAACCGGCAGUUCCUCUUCCGGCAGGCCGACGUGGGCAAGCCGAAAGCGGAGGUGGCCGCAGCGUUCGUGAACAGGCGGCUGGGCCACCUGGGCGUCCGGGUGCAGUUCCACGUCGGCAAGAUCCAGGACUUUGACGAGGCGUUCUACAGAAAGUUCAACGUCAUCAUCGCAGGUCUUGACAACAUCGACGCCCGCAGGUGGAUGAACGCCACCCUGCACGACAUGGUCGAUAGAACAUCUGGGGAGCCUGACCCCAGCACCAUUAUACCUUUGAUUGAUGGCGGCACCGAGGGCUUCAAGGGCCAGGCGAGGGUGAUCGUGCCCUUCAUGACCUCUUGUUUCGACUGCUCGCUCGAUGCUUUCCCGCCUCAGGUCAACUUCCCCCUGUGCACGAUCGCCGAGACCCCACGGCUGCCCGAGCACUGCAUCGAGUACGUCCUCGUGGUGAUGUGGGACAAGCAUUUCCCUGGCAAGAAGAUGAACAACGACUCGCCAGAGGACAUGAAGUGGGUGUACGAGCAGGCCCGCGAGCGCGCGGAGACAUACAGCAUUCAGGGUGUUACGUACCAGCUGACGAUGGGCGUCGUGAAGCGCAUCAUCCCGGCCAUCGCGUCCACUAACGCGUUGAUCUCGGCCGCUCUGGUUUCCGAGGCUUUGAAGAUAUCUACGUAUUGUGGGCCUGUCCUUAACAACUACAUGAUGUACAUGGGGCAGACUGGUGUGUACACGCACACAUUUGAGUAUUCAAAGAAGGCCGACUGUAUGGUCUGCGGCGGCGGACGGCUCACGCUGACCAAGCCACCCGGAACGACCUUGGAGGAGCUCCUGGAUUCGCUUGCCAAGGACCCUACGUACCAGCUGAAGAGGCCGUCCAUCUCCGGCAGCAGCGGCAUCAUCUUCAUACAAAACCCGAAGCCGAUAAGAGCGAAGCACGAGUACAAGUUGAAGGCCCGUCUUCAUGUCGCUGCGAGUCGUCGUCUUGGACGCUGCUCUUUGACGCCGCUGUGCUCUUCCAAUCAUCGCAUGAUCUCAAACGAUAAUUCUGGACACUUCGCGUAA